AUGCUUGUUGUGAGUUUCCGCUCGAUAGAGGCCACCGCUGUGCAGGCUUCGACAUGGGUUGGCUCAGCGAAACAGUUUGAGACGCUGAAGGACCGAUGGAUCACGGGCCUCCCACAGUCAGUCUGUGCAGGGAUUUUCACGCUCAAAUUCGCUCGAUCGAUUUAUCCCAACGAACUGCUUCACAUCCAGCAGGUGAGGGAGGUUCGGGCGAAGGGCCCGAGCCACUGGCGGCAGCCGCCCAUCAUCGUCGAGCUGCGCGAGAAGGCGAAG
Symbiodinium necroappetens is the source of this 270-nucleotide messenger RNA. NCBI's taxonomy places the organism in Eukaryota, Dinophyceae, Suessiales, Symbiodiniaceae. The record is from the annotation of a GenBank genome assembly.